Vicugna pacos (alpaca) is the source of this 1607-nucleotide messenger RNA. It is a transcript of the gene TMEM156, whose product is annotated as transmembrane protein 156. NCBI's taxonomy places the organism in Eukaryota, Metazoa, Chordata, Mammalia, Artiodactyla, Camelidae. The record is from RefSeq and is a predicted model, not a curated record.
AAGUGAGUAUGAGGUAAACUGCAUAAACUUAAAGUACCGCAGAGAUGAAACUUAAACCAGGAAGAAACAUGCCAUCAGUGUACUUGAUGGGAACACGUGUAUCAUGUGAAUAGAAAAUGACAAAAACAGCCCUCCUUAAAUUACUUUUGGCAAUAGUGAUCAUGUUCAUUUUAACUUUGCCGGAAUAUUUCAAGACACCAAAAGGAAACGUAUUGGAGCUAUCAUGUUUGGAAGUGUGUUUACAACACAAUUUCACCUAUUCAUUCUCCUCUUUAAAAUUUCCUUUCGUGACUUUUCUGCAACCAAGAAGAGAAACUCAGACUAUUAUGGGAAUCUUUCUAAAUCACUCCAGCUUUCAAAAUGUCACCAGGAUUUGCCAAGACAUCACAAGUGAAUUUAAAAUUUGCUCCUCGUGUUUGGCUUGUGAGUCCAAAGGAAACACGGAUUUUAUUUCUCAGGAACAAACAUCAAAAGUUCUGAUCAUGAAAGGAUCAAUGCAAGUGAAGGCAAAUGAUCUUCACUCACCUUGUCAACGUUUUAACUUCACUGUAAUGCCUUCAGCUGACCGCUUGGAGGAAUAUAACAGCACCUGCAACCUAAAAACCCGCACUAGAAGGUCAGCCACCAAAGAGGAAGACCCCACCAAGGAAACGUCCAUAAACCACACCUGUAGAAUUAUGGAACACCCAAAUAAUUGUAUUAACAUUUCUUUGUACUUAGAAAUGGAUGUAAAAAGUUUUAUUUGUUCCAUGAAGAUCACUUGGUAUGUUCUAGUUCUAUUAGUUUUUAUAUUUUUGUUCAUCCUCAUUAUCCACAAAAUACUUGAAGGCCACAGGAGAGUGAAGAAGUGGCAAAGUCAUAAAUACAAAUCUACAUCUGUUCUCUUAAGAGGAAGUGAUUCUGAGAAACUUCGAACCCUGAACGUGCGGGUUAUUUCAGCAGAGACCACGCAGAGGCUGCCUUUGGCCCAGGUCAAGGACGUGCUUCCUCCAAUACCAGAACUAGAAGCUACUUCCACAGCGCAUCAGCAAGAUCAACACACACGACAAUCUCUAUGAUUUCCUCUGGACAAUCUAGACUGAACCCUUUUGAAGAGUACUCAUACUUUCAUUUUGGGAAUGAGGUAACUGGUAAACAUUCGGUCCAGCUGAGGAUGCACAAUAGAACCAGUAGGAAUGCUGACUGGUGGACGGAAACUAACGCGAGAGCACUCAUUUGACCCAGGAGAUUAAAGGAAUGAGUUUUUUCAGGAAGCCAUUAUGAGUCUCAUGGAAAACAAGCUGAUGAAACUGGUGGAAACAGUAAAAGAAUGCUUACUCUCUUUGUUUAUCCAUGUUUAUACAGCCUACAACAGCCCCAAGAUUUUGAUUUUGAGGAACCAAAAACAACAUUGAGGAGGAAAAUCCCUCCUCUCACUGGCCCACAUUGUAGAUCCUGAUUUGAUGAGUUUGCCUUUUCAGAUGGACGAUUUCUAUUUGGCAAAUUGCUUAAGAGGACCAGGGUUGUUUGUUUAUACAUUCGUUUGCAUUUAUAAAUAUUGCUUCCUUUUGGCACUGGAAUUUUUUUAAAAAUUCAAAGAUACCAAAAUAAAAGGAAUUUAAGUGGAA